Cercocebus atys (sooty mangabey) is the source of this 2898-nucleotide messenger RNA. RefSeq names its product zinc finger protein 76 (gene ZNF76). Bases 364 to 2160 code for a protein of 598 amino acids. Gene Ontology annotation, biological process: central nervous system development; regulation of transcription by RNA polymerase II. Lineage: Eukaryota; Metazoa; Chordata; Mammalia; Primates; Cercopithecidae. The record is from RefSeq and is a predicted model, not a curated record. Gene Ontology annotation, molecular function: DNA-binding transcription factor activity, RNA polymerase II-specific; RNA polymerase II cis-regulatory region sequence-specific DNA binding. The transcript is spliced from 15 exons. Gene Ontology annotation, cellular component: nucleus.
CUGCGGACUGCGCACCUUAAAGCGCUUCGGGACCGUAAGACAGUGACUGCUGAGCGCGCGGCCGGGAAGAAGCCUGGGGGCUCUGAGCUCGGAGGACAGAGACAGAAGCCCCGGCCUGCGUCCCUCACAACCUGCGCCUCCAGUCCUCCUGCGCUACUCCGGAAGCGCACCUUCUCGCCCGCAGGCCGCGGAAGUGACAGCGCAGAGCCCUUGCGGCCUCCGCCACCUCCUCACGCUUCAGGUGGACCGAAUCCUUGGAAGGGACAGAUUUGUGACCCAGAAGGAAAUCUCUGGCCUCGGCUGUGGCUCUUGGUGCUGGCCAGAAGCCAACUUCAUGUCUGAGUGCGCGAGCAGCAGUUUGCCAUGGAGAGCUUGGGGCUGCAGACGGUGACCCUUAGUGAUGGGACAACAGCCUACGUCCAGCAAGCUGUCAAAGGAGAAAAGCUUCUUGAAGGGCAGGUGAUCCAGCUCGAGGAUGGGACCACUGCAUACAUUCACCAGGUGACGGUACAGAAAGAAUCUCUCUCCUUUGAGGAUGGUCAACCUGUGCAGCUGGAAGAUGGCAGCAUGGCUUACAUACACCGCACACCCAAAGGUGAGACAGCCCCAGGAGGAGGAACAGCAAGAGUGGAUCACAAAGUGAAGGACCAUGAGAAAUUGGAUGCUGAAACCCUCCUUGAAGGCUAUGACCCCAGCACCCUGGAAGCCGUCCAGCUGGAAGAUGGCUCCACUGCCUACAUUCAUCACCCUGUGGCUGUGCCAUCGGAGAGCACCAUCCUGGCCGUACAGACAGAGGUGGGCUUGGAGGACCUGGCAGCAGAGGAUGAUGAGGGCUUCAAUGCAGACACCGUGGUGGCCCUAGAGCAGUAUGCCAGCAAGGUUCUUCAUGACAGCCAGAUUCCGCAUAAUGGAAAAGGACAGCAAGUUGGAGACAGAGCAUUCCGCUGUGGCUACAAGGGCUGUGGGCGUCUCUACACCACCGCUCAUCACUUAAAGGUGCAUGAACGAGCUCAUACAGGUGACCGUCCAUACAGAUGUGACUUCCCCAGCUGUGGAAAGGCCUUUGCCACAGGCUAUGGACUGAAGAGCCACGUUCGUACCCACACUGGUGAGAAACCAUACAAGUGCCCAGAGGAGCUGUGCAGUAAGGCCUUCAAGACCUCAGGAGACCUGCAGAAGCAUGUCCGUACCCACACUGGGGAACGCCCGUUCCGGUGCCCUUUUGAGGGCUGUGGCCGCUCCUUCACCACGUCCAACAUCCGCAAGGUACAUGUGCGCACCCACACAGGCGAGAGGCCCUACACCUGCCCGGAGCCCCACUGUGGCCGCGGCUUCACCAGCGCCACCAACUAUAAGAAUCAUGUGCGCAUCCACACAGGGGAGAAGCCAUACGUUUGCACGGUGCCAGGCUGCGGGAAACGCUUCACCGAGUACUCGAGCUUGUAUAAGCACCACGUGGUGCACACACACUGCAAGCCCUACACCUGCAGCACCUGCGGCAAGACCUACCGGCAGACCUCCACCUUGGCCAUGCACAAGCGCAGCGCCCACGGUGAGCUGGAGGCCACGGAGGAGAGCGAGCAGGCCCUCUAUGAGCAGCAGCAGCUUGAGGCCGCCUCUGCAGCCGAGGAGAGCCCGCCACCCAAACGACCCCGGAUAGCUUACCUUUCGGAGGUGAAGGAAGAGAGUGAUGACAUCCCAGCCCAAGUGGCCAUGGUGACCGAAGAAGAUGGGGCCCCCCAGGUGGCUCUGAUCACUCAGGAUGGUGCCCAGCAGGUCAGCCUGUCCCCGGAAGACCUCCAGGCCCUGGGGAGUGCCAUCAGUAUGGUCACCCAGCACAGCAGCACCACUCUCACCAUCCCCAGUCAUGAUGCCGACCUGGCCACAUCUGGCACACAUACAGUCACCAUGGUCAGCGCCGAUGGCACCCAGACGCAGCCCGUCACAAUCAUUACCUCUGGGGCUGUGGUGGCUGAGGACUCAGGUGUAGCCUCUCUUCGUCAUCAACAGGUGGCACUGUUGGCCACAGCCAACGGAACGCACAUUGCAGUGCAACUGGAGGAACAGCAGACCUUAGAGGAGGCCAUCAGUGUGGCCACCGCGGCCAUGCAGCAAGGGGCCGUGACCCUGGAGACAACAGUGUCGGAGAGUGGCUGCUGAGUCCAAGAGGGCUGGGUCUCACACCAUGCUGGAGGAAGUGCCAUGCUGCAUGGCCACUCUUGCCCCCAAGGGCCCAAGCUGUGGCUGACACAUGGAAGGUGGCCACAUAGGUCUCUGGGGUGAGAAGACAGCAAGAAAAUGGCCUAACUGAAGGAAAUGGGGACCCUGCCCAAGAUGGGGGCCAGGCAGCUGGAAUCAGGGGAGUGCAUCAUCCCCGGGAGCUGACAACAAACCAAGCUACACCAGGGUGCCCUCCUCUCAAAAUCAGCUGGGCGCCCGCUCUCCUAAAGAACAUCCUUCUGGCCCUCCGUCUGCUCUCCUUCUCAGGUAGAGAUUGGGGCUGCUAUGGGAACUGGCCCUCUUAGGGGAGAGCCACAGACAGCUCUUCAGCCCAGUAGCAGCAGAGCAGGCCCUGUCCUGCCCUCCCAGCAAUAACCACCUUUCUGGAGGCCAGCUGAGAUGCCUGUACUUGGCACCAGGGACUUCCUGACACCACAGUCAAUUAAUUCCUCAGGGGCCUGUGGCUGGAGAAAAGGUGCCCAGCCCCCGCCACUCCUCAGCUGCCCCCCAACCUCUCUAUGGCAGAGAGGUAGGGAGUGGCCCUGUACAUAGACUGCUGGGGAUUGGGUUUGAUUUGUUUUGGUUUUUUUUAAAUUCCAUUUUGAUAAUUUUUUUCCUGCUCUGGGUGGUGGUGGUGGCACAUGGAUGAAUGAGUAUUUAAUAAAAGUUCCAAAUUUC